AUGGCCGAUGCAGCUAUUAGCACUACUAUUCAGGUUGCAUUGGAGACGGUUAUUUCCCUUGCCGCUGAUCGUGUUAGUUUGGUUCUUGGAUUCGGAGAGGAGUUGGAGAGACUACGCCACACUGCAGAAACCAUCCGAGGUAUCCUGGCUGAUGCGGACGGGAAAAUGCAUAUCCCCGGGGUGAAAAAUUGGCUCGAGCAGCUUGAAGGAGAGCUUUUUAAAGCGGAGGAUGUGCUGGACGAGCUCAACUAUGAAAAUCUUCGUCGGGAGGUGAAGUAUAGAAAUCAAGUCAAGAAAAAGGUGUGCUUCUUCUUCUCGUACUUUAAUACAAUUGGUUCUCGUUCAAGGUUGGCUUCAAAGAUCAGGGACAUCAACAUGAACCUAGACAGUAUGAAUCGGAAAGCAAAUGACUUGGGACUGGUCUUCCGGUUCCAAAUGGAAGCCGCACACCCUGCUCCUGCUGGUGCCACAACAAGCAGGCAAACCGACUCUAUUCUCGUUCCAAAUGUUGUCAGAAGAGUCAACGAUGAAUCAAAGAUUGUGGACAUGUUAUUGAGCCCAUCUGAAAAGGUUCUUUCUGUUAUUCCCAUAACAGGCUCGGGAGGUUUGGGAAAGACAACUCUGGCGAAAUCAGUCUACAAUAAUCCAAAAAUAGAUGGGCACUUCGGCCAAAAAAUUUGGGUUUGUGUGGCUAAAGAACAAAUUAAGGUAAUGGAGCUGUUCAAGCUCAUUUUAGUACAAUUGACAGGAGAAGAAGUUAAAGUGGAUGACAGGGAUGUUAUCGUUAAAAAAAUUGGAGCAAAGCUUAGGGGACAAAGAUAUUUCCUUGUUCUUGAUGAUGUGUGGGAUCAUGAACAAGGAUUGUGGAAUGAUUAUUUCAACACUUUGAUGGGACUCAAUGAAACCAAGGGAAGCUGGUGUCUUGUCACCACUCGUCUAGUACCGGUGGCAAAUGCUGUGUCUAGACCUCUGAAGAUGAAUGAUGGUCCUUAUUUCUUAGGAAAGCUAACAAACAAUGAGUGCUGGUCUAUCCUGAAAGAAAUGGUAAUUGCAGGGGAAGAAGCACCAACAGAAUUGGAAGCAAUAAAGAAUCAGAUUUUAAGAAAAUGUGAUGGCUUACCAUUGGCAGCAAAGUUAAUUGGAGGUUUGUUGGUUAACAAGGAGAAAGAGGAGUGGAAAUCUAUCGUGAAGGAGAGUCAAACUGAUGAAGAUCAAGAUGAGAUUGAGCAAAUACUAAAGGUGAGUUUUGAUCAUUUGUCACCUGCAUCAGUUAAGAAAUGCUUUGCAUAUUGCUCGAUUUUUCCCCAGGACACUAAAUUGGGAGAAGAAGAACUAAUUCAGCUUUGGAUGGCGGAAGGUUUUGUUCAACCAGAUCGCCAAAACCAAACACUGAUGGAGGAAAUAGGGGGUAAUUAUUUGAGGAUUUUGUUACAAAAUUCCUUAUUGGAAAAAGUAGAAGAGUUGUGGAGAACAUAUUAUAAAAUGCAUGAUCUCGUGCAUGAUUUUGCAAAAUCAGUUCUCAAUCCUAAAAGCAGCAGCCAGGAUCGCUACCUUCCAUUAAACUCAUAUAAAGAAAUGGCAGAAAAUGUCAGAAGGAAUAAAGCAGCAUCAAUCCGCUCGUUAUUUCUGCAUCUAGAGGAUGGCAUGUCUGCUGACAUGAACAUGUUAUCAAGAUUCAAGCACUUGCAUGUUCUCAAAUUGUCUGGAUAUGCUGUCAAGUUUCUGCCGAGCUCCAUUGGCAAACUACUAAGUUUGCGGUUGCUAGACAUUGCAUCUUCUAGAAUCACAAGCUUGCCGGAAUCUCUUUGCAAGCUAUAUAAUUUGCAGACACUAACUAUGAGAGAUGGCUAUGAACUUGAAGGAGGUUUUCCAAAACAGAUGAGCGAUUUGAUUAGCUUGCGGCAUCUAAACUACUACCAUGGUGAUGCAGAAUUUAAAAUGCCGGUGCAGAUGGGACGAUUGACUCGUCUUCAAACUCUGAAGUUCUUUAAUGUAAGUCAAGAGAAGGGUUGUGGUAUCAAAGAGCUUGGGACCUUGAAAUAUCUGAAAGGGUCGUUGAGGAUAAGAAAUCUUGGACUAGUGAAGGGCAAAGAAGCAGCAAAGCAAGCAAAAUUGGUCGAAAAGCCAAAUCUGUCUCACUUACGGUUGGACUUUGAAUGGAGGAGUAGGGAUCUGGAAAGCGAUAACUGUGAUGAGGAUGUGUUGGAAGGUCUCCAACCUCACCCAAAUUUGCAAGAGUUGCGAAUUCAAGGUUUUAUGGGUAAUAAAUUUCCGCAAUGGCUUAUCAAUUUGCCAAAAUUGGUGGAGUUGUGGAUAGAAGAUUGCCAGAGAUGUAGUGAACUCCCCGCAUUAGGACAACUGCCGUCCCUCAAACGUCUCUAUUUGACAGGAUUGAACAACAUUCGAUCUGUUGGAGAUGAAUUCUACGGUAUUACUGCUAAUGAGGAGGAGGAGGAGGAGGAGGAGGGCAGAUCACGAGCAUCAUCAGGGAGCAGCACUAGAAGACGAAAAUUCUUUCCUGCCCUUGAAAGCCUCUGGGUAAUAGUUAUGGGGAAUUUGGUAGAGUGGAAAGGUGUAGACCAGGUGAGGUCAACAGUAGGUGAAGCAGAAGCAGAUGUCUUUCCCAUGCUGAUGGAUUUUCACAUUCGAGGUUGCCCACAACUGACCACUCUUCCAUGCUCGUGCAAAAGUCUAGACGUGGAGAAUUGCGAUAAUCUAACAAGUAUAAAAAUGGGUUACGGCACUGCUUCUGUUGAGGAGUUGAGGAUCCGCUCUUGCGACAAUCUUAGGGAGCUGCCAGAUCUGGAUCUGUUUGGAUCGAGUUUGCAGCGAUUGACCAUCAGAACGUGCCCAAGAUUAAUUAAUCUAGGAGUAAAUGGACAGAAAUGCCCCCUACCAUGCCUUGAGAAAUUGAGUAUUUAUAAUUGCAAAUGGUUGACCACUAUAUCCGACAAAAUGUUCGAGUCAUGCCGGUCUCUGCGGUCCCUGGAGGUGAUGAGGUGCCCCAAUCUGGUAUCAUUUUCGCUUAAUUUGCAGGAGACGCCUUCUCUCGAGAAAUUCGUCCUACUCGACUGUCCCAAAUUGAUUCCUCAUAGUUUCAAAGGAUUUGCUUUUGCCAUCAGCUUAAGAACAUUGACCAUCAACAGUCCCUUCUCCUCGUAUGACUCCUCAGUCGAUGGUUUUGAUUGGUCUGGUUUAAGAUCUGCAUCAACACUCCCGGCUUCAAUACUUGACUACCCUCACUUCAGUAACUCUGGCAGACUUUGA
This is a messenger RNA of Coffea eugenioides, 3267 nucleotides long. Its product is annotated as putative disease resistance protein RGA3. The coding region runs from base 1 to 3267 and encodes 1088 amino acids. The transcript is spliced from 2 exons. The record is from RefSeq and is a predicted model, not a curated record. Gene Ontology annotation, biological process: defense response to other organism. Lineage: Eukaryota; Viridiplantae; Streptophyta; Magnoliopsida; Gentianales; Rubiaceae. Gene Ontology annotation, molecular function: ADP binding.